CUGAAGUGGACCAAUCACAGGGCGACAUCGCAUUCGUCUCCGCGGCCUCUGAUUGGUCGGCUGCGGUUUCUGCACCGGAAGUCCCAGGGUGUGUUUCCGAGGGGCGGGGCCUGAACAGCAAACAGCGAACUUCCCUGAAGACGCCGCUCUCCAGUUUAGUGUUAGUAUAGUGUUUAUAGACUCACAGGAUGGAGCUGCGACCGUUCGUCAUGUGCUUUGCUCUCUGCGUGGUCUACGCCACCAGCAAACCUACAGAGAAGAAGGACCGUGUCCACCACGAUGACCCGCUCAGCAACCGAGAGCAUGACGACGGAGAGAACUUUGACUAUGACCAUGAAGCUUUUCUGGGACAAGACGAAGCCAAGACUUUUGAUCAGCUCACACCAGAGGAGAGCAAGGAGAGGCUAGGCAUGUUGGUUGAACGCAUAGAUGAGGACAAAGAUGGCUUUGUGACUGUUGAGGAGAUGAAGAGAUGGAUCAAGCACGCGCAGAAGAGGUGGAUUUAUGACGAUGUGGAUCGACAGUGGAAGAGUCACGACCUCAACGGUGAUGAAGUGGUGUCCUGGGAAGAGUACAAGAACGCCACAUACGGAUACAUUCUUGCAGAUGAUACAGAUCCUGAUGAUGGCUUCAGCUACAGGCAGAUGAUGGCUCGUGAUGAGAGAAGAUUCAAAAUGGCAGACCACGAUAAUGACAUGACAGCUACUAAAGAGGAGUUCACUGCUUUUCUUCACCCCGAGGAGUUUGAUCAUAUGAAGGAUAUUGUAGUCUUGGAAACUAUGGAAGAUAUUGACAAGAACGGAGAUGGAUUGAUUGACCUGGAUGAAUACAUAGGUGACAUGUACAACCAAGAUGGCGAUAACUCAGAACCUGAGUGGGUGAAGACUGAGAGGGAGCAGUUCACUGAGUUCAGAGACCAAAACAAAGAUGGGAAGAUGGACAAGGAUGAGACCAGAGACUGGAUCCUUCCCAGUGACUACGACCAUGCUGAGGCUGAGGCCAAGCAUCUGGUCUAUGAAUCAGACACAAACAAAGACGGCCAUCUGACCAAGGAAGAAAUUGUGGACAAGUACGACCUGUUUGUGGGAAGCCAGGCGACAGACUUCGGGGAGGCUCUGACUCGACAUGACGAGUUCUAACAUCCUCCUGCCUCCAGAGACUGUGCUCAUCUUGUAUUCCACCUGAUGACUCCUUGCACUGCACAUGCGGUGCUCAAUCAAGAUGAGCUCACCUCAUCCAAUGCCACGGACAAUAAUUUAUUUGAUUUCUUGAAUGUGUCACAUCAUGCACACAUUAAGAUAAGUAACGUGUACAUGUUUGGCCAGUGUGUCUUCCUCAUGUUCAGUUGUGACUUAUUGGGAUAUGUGUCCAACUCUACAAGCACUACCGUUUUCCUGCUAAUAUCUGGCUUUUUUUCUGUUUCUUUUUUUUUUUUAUAGAAAAGUUCAGGCUCUUAGUCUACAGAAGCGUUUGAUACACCAUUUGUUUUUGCAGUGCACUGGACUGUGAAGAAUAAAUUGGAUCCUGAGCGGAAUUUCUUUUUGUAAUUGGACCUAAACUGAAAAGACAAUUUUUUGAUUCACUUGUGCUGUGCUUCUUAAAUAAUGAUUGAUGAUACAGACAAUAUUGCUGGGAUUAUAAGCUUCUUUCAACCAAGAGUAGAUUUGAAAUUCCAGUGACAAUGAAGACUAUUUGGCCAAGUGCAAUACAAUAGUACCGGUGGAACUGUGCUGUACUUCCUAUACUAGUACCCAGAAUAUGUUAACACUAGCUGUGUCAUCACAGAGGUUGUGUUAUGUUUAGAUGAAGGACUCAAGAUAAGUUUAGGCACCUUUGGUUCCUCACUGGAUCACUUCUGUCUUAUCAAAAUCCACUUUGCCACGUUGAAAUAGAAGAAUGUCCCUCUGACUGGUCCAAUCUAAAAGUAGCCUUAGGAGACUGGUUAUGUUUUGACCUUGAAAUUGCAACCUUUUCUUUCAUCACCUCAGUGUGUGCAUAUGUACAUAUGUAACUUGAAUUAUUGAUGACUGAUUUGCCCCCCGCUUUUUUUUUUCUUUAGAAGUUUUGAGUUAUUGGAUCAACUGAACUAUCAACACGUGUGCCAAGCAAAGUAGUAUUUCUCCUGUUUUGUGAGCAAUUAGAUAAAGGCUGCUGUGUUCAAACAUUAUAAUUUUUCAAAUAUAUUUGUUAUGCUUUUACUAUUACUACUUACCUUUAUAACCACUGUUUAAAAUGUGUUAUGUUUGUAUAAUAUCUAAGAUAUUUUUUUUACAGGCUCACCGCAGUGACAAACCUUUCACUUGUCAAUUUACUGUAAAUAAGUUGUUGGUCAGCAAACUGCACACUCUUAACAAUCAGGUCCAGUUUUUCUGAUUGAGAACAAUGUCUCAAUAAAACGGUCAAAUUAGA
Molecule: messenger RNA, 2409 nt
Organism: Cololabis saira (Pacific saury)
Lineage: Eukaryota; Metazoa; Chordata; Actinopteri; Beloniformes; Belonidae
Gene: calub
Product: calumenin b
Exons: 7
Coding region: 189-1139 (316 amino acids)
Cellular component (GO): endoplasmic reticulum
Molecular function (GO): calcium ion binding
Source: RefSeq, a predicted model, not a curated record